Molecule: messenger RNA, 1403 nt
Organism: Haliotis rufescens (red abalone)
Lineage: Eukaryota; Metazoa; Mollusca; Gastropoda; Lepetellida; Haliotidae
Exons: 4
Coding region: 343-1302 (319 amino acids)
Source: RefSeq, a predicted model, not a curated record
UUUAACGCUGCAGAUAUAGCUGAAAGGUCAGAAGUCUUCCCUUCGGCAAGUAUCCUCUCCCUGGCAGACCCACGGGUGUGUAUGUAUGUUACAGCGGAGCAUACUCCAAGACAACUGGCAUCCGGUUUACUACACUCUGGAAAUCAUUGCUGGAUUGAGAAUAUUCACAGUACACAACCAUACCAUAUUCAUACGAAAUGUCCACUAAAACCGGUCGCAAAACAGCUUGUUUGAUUCUUCAGUCGUAAGCUGUAAUCCCCACCUCAAAGCGAAUGUUAGACAGUCCAUCUGCCACCUGCUUCUCAUCGUCUGCGGCCAGCAAACACAGGGUAUCCAAUUACCAUGGUUACCGAGACGCGUGGACACUCUCCUGUUCUUAUCAUGAGCUUGCUGCUCAACUGGACAAUGCUUAUCCUCAACUUGUUGAUUUUCUCCCUUGGACGGACGCCACAGCUGGUGGGUGGCUCCUAUAAACUACUGAUCUACGACAUCAAAGACAUAUCUGACAAGUAUGCUGUAGAGAUUACUCCGGCCAGUCCGAUGCUCGCUAUCUGGUGGGUCAUCUUUGUGUGGCAGGGACUGUGGAUGGUGUUCGCCCUCAUCAACAUCUGCAGGAAAUCCCGCCACGGCCCAGUGUACGUCAGCCCGGUAUUACUGAGUCCUACGUUAUUCCUGACCUCCGCCCUCAACUGGGGCGUGGUCCUUGGGUGGAGCCUCCUGUUUGACCGGGAGUACCUAUGGUUGGCCUUCGCGUUCCUGCUCCUCACAUGCCUGUCCACGUACAUCUGCCUGGGUCUGUCCUACCGGGACAUGGCCGCCCACAGACCCACCCUCGUCAAAGAAGGCAGGAGGGUGGAUGUCUGGCUGGUGCGGGUGUUAGUCCAGAACGGCCUUGCCAUGUAUGCAGCUUGGUGUACUUUUGCCACGUUGCUUAACCUUGCAGCAGCACUCGCCUAUGCAAGAGACUUCGGAAUCUCACCAAGAACGAGCUCAACCAUUUCGCUUGGCAUCCUCGCUGGUGAGCUGGUGUUAUUUGCUAUCUCUGACUGGACAUUUCUUGAUAAGUAUUCCCGUUACACCGUUUCUCCCUACCUUGUGUUGAUAGUGGGGCUCACUGGUAGCGUGGUCCAGAACUGGCAAUUAGGGGCAGCUAACUCUAUAUUCACCGUGGUGUUGCUUGUCGUAUCGGUGAUCGCAUUUUUGGUGAAGAUUGGACUAACAAUUCUCCGACAUAUUCGAGAGACCGACAGAAGAAAGGAAGCAGUGACAACGCUUGAUGAUAACUUUACAUUUCGCUUCUGAACGUCAACAAGCUGUGGUACAUUUUCAUAACAAUUGUCAAUACGUGUUCAUUUUACCUGUUUUUGUACGCUUUUGUAAUAAAGCACAUGAUUGAUUUUCCA